Molecule: messenger RNA, 2743 nt
Organism: Nothobranchius furzeri (turquoise killifish)
Lineage: Eukaryota; Metazoa; Chordata; Actinopteri; Cyprinodontiformes; Nothobranchiidae
Source: RefSeq, a predicted model, not a curated record
CACAGCUGCUUCCGAGCUGCAGCAAGACUUAAAGUCAUCUUGGGCGAAAACAAUGUGGAAAAAUUGAUUCUUCCAAAUGGUAUACCCCAGUCUUUAUUAGAACUUGUCAAUGUCGUAAAGAACACCUUUGGAAUCACAACAGAAAUUCGCCUGCAAUACAUGGACCAAGAUUUUGGAAAUGAGUUCUUCAAUCUAAACGCAACCUCUGAACUGCAGGAUUUGGGAACAAUCAAGGUGGUUCAACAGGAAGUUGUUCCACUCAUAAUCACACUUACUGAUGAUGUUUCAUCAGCUUGUGCCACUUUUGAUGCUGUUGAUUGCUCUUUACAGGCAUCAAACAACACAAACAUACUCCCUUCUCCUCCAAAACUGUCAUUUCGAAGCGUGCAGUGGCCGGCGGUGUUUCCUAUUCCACAAUUUUCGUAUGACACCGAGCUUGUGCUUGAAAGGGGAAAUGCUGAAUACAAAUCAUCCUCCAAAUUGGUGUAUCUCAGCACAAGAACCAAAUCUGACAUUCUGAACAAAGUAUCUGAAGAAAUCUUCAAGUACAAAGCUUAUCCAUGUGAUGAACACUUUGUUGCAGUGGCAGAAGCUUUAAUCAAAAAACAUCCGUGUUUGAAGGAACCUGGAUCCUCAAAUGGAUGGUACGGAUGGAAGCAGAGGCUCAAGUACAAAAUGGGAAAUCUUAGAACCCAGCUCAGACUGCACGGGUGCCCAGAGGUAGCUGUUAACUCCAUGAAGUCCAAAGUUACAGAAGGAUCUUCUGGCAGAAACGUAAAAAGGCCUAAAAGGGCAGAAGCUAACUUUUAUCCAUCUUUGCCAACUGGGGACACUUCCGAAUCCCUUGAACAGGAAAGACUUUCACUUCUGACUGAAGUGAAAAUAAGACACAAUGACCGGGUCAUUGCAGACAAAAUGGCACGCACUUUUGCAUACAGGCGACAAGAGGUGGUGGACGGUGAGCCAAGAAUCCAGGAUUUUAAGGGUUGAUGGCCGGCUCUUUUUGAUCAACGAGAGGUAAGAAGACAUUGUUAUUUAAUUUAAUCGUUGACAGAGGCUUUAUAUAUUAAAGCUUUUAUGUUUUUCUUGCAGAUCAAUGCAGAGUUCCAGAGGCUUGUAGCUCUUCCCCCAGAGCAGAAGUUUUUUUCCCAACUUGACAAGUACUCCACCAAAUUGAUGACCGCCAUUCGCUCAAGAGGAGGAUCAACCAGGGAGAAGAUAUCUGGGCUGACACAAAUCUUUGACCAGACCGAAGACGUCAACAAAAAAAGAGAGUGUGUCCUGAAAGCCCUCGUCCCUUUCCUUGGAGAGGAUGGAAGUGCUUUCAUCAAAGAAUACACGGACAGUCACAGAGCAGAGAUGCAAAAAGACCUGGAAGACGUCACGAUGGCUGUGUAUGUCAUCCGGUCCGAGGGAGAUGAACUUCAAGGGCCUCCUGAGGACAUUGGGAUUGUAAUCGAAGGAGUAGAGGUUCUUGAUAGACUGUCCUCAGUUGGAACAGCAUGUGCACUCCUGUUAGGUUUGAUCUACAUUCUUAAUCUGGCUUAUCCAAAGGUCCUUCGCUUCACAUUUGAGGUGUUGCAGAAAAUUAUAAUGGAGCUGGAACCUCAAAAGAUGUCUCCAAAGGUGCAGAACCUGUAUGUGAAACUGCUAAAUAUGAAUUAAUAUUGGUGGUUUGCAACCACAAGAUCAGUUUUUGCCAUUUCCUUUUCCAAAAUGUACCUGUAGCACAGGUAUGUUGUUUGUAGCUGUCUUUUUUCCCAGCAUGGUGCAGAAACUAUAAUCUAAGCCUUGAUUGUUCACUGACGGUGAAGUAAUUUGAAAAUAGAAUUUCUAGGAUUUUCCAAUUCUAAGUAAUACUUAGAUAAGUGAGGGGAAAAAACAUUCUGUAACCAGUCCAGUCAUUCUCCUGAUCUGGCAACAGACAGUUUACUUUAGUUGAGCAUAAAACAAUAAAGGUAAAGGGGAAUGAAAUGCUUUUGUUAAAAUUAAUUUAUAUUGUUUUUGGGCUAAAACGAAGCAAAUAGACUGCUGCUAAAACAGGAGAAAAACUGGGCUGUUACAGAAUGUUUUUUUUUCUCAUUUACCAAAGUUUUACUUAGGAUUGGAAAAUCCCUUUAAAGCCAAGUGUCAUCUACUCUGUUUUUUAUAUGCACUUCAGUUUAGAUUUGUUCUUUUGCUGCAUCUUGGUUUUGAUUCUGGUUCAGCCAUGGAUUUUGGAUUGCAUGUAGGUUUCAGUGAAAUGAGUUUUGCCUAUGGUUCAAAUUAAAAGGGCACCAUUGAUGGUACAUCAGCUGACUUUUUAAACCCGUGUUUAGCAAUUCUAGUUCUCGAGUGCCAGUAUACGGCAACGUUUAAUUGUGUCUCUGCUUCAACACACCUGAAUCAAAUAAUCUGGUCAUUAACAGGGCUAUGGAUUCCUGAACUGCAUACUGAGGUUUUUCAGCCAUUUUAUUCAGGUGUAUUGAAGCAAAGACAGAACUGAGAGUUGCAGUACACCCUCAGGCACUGGAAUUUCCUUGUGAUAUAGGUAUUGUUCAGUCAUUUUUGUACUGUGUUAGAUUUGUUCAGAGCCAGCUGAAAAUAACGAGCUAUUACAUUUAUCUUCCUUCAAUGGUAUUCCCCAAAAUGUUUACAAUUCAGUUUUAAUGUCUGGCUUUUUGAUGUUAUAUGCAAUUCACUAUGUGAAGUCAUUGUGUUGUUAAACUGUGAGAGCAUUUGUAUUAAAUUUUGUUACAUUUUG